GCGCUGAGGGGCGGAGGCGGCGGCGGAUCCGCGUUGUCGGCGCACGGCGGGGCCGGUCCGUCCCUAACCGGUCGGUCCGUCCCCCAAAGCGCCCCCCCGGCCGCGGCCAUGCUGCCCGGGGCCCGAGCGCUGCGGGCGGCGGGGCUGCUCCGCCCGCCCGGGGCCGCUCCAAGCACCGGGGCCGCCCUCAGGGCGCGCUGCGGGCCGGGACUGCGUCCGGUGAGGCGCGGCUUCGCGCUGCCCGCGGGGCCCGACCUGCGGCACUUCCUGAGGGCAGCUGCCGCGGGGCAGCCGGGGCCGUCGCCGGAGCUGCCGCCUGAGCCGGGCUCUAUCCCCGGGGCCCCGAAAGUGUACCUGGAGACCUAUGGCUGCCAGAUGAACGUCAGUGACACCGAGAUUGUCUGGGCCAUCCUGCAGAAGAAUGGCUAUGCCAGGACAAAGGAGCUGAAUGAGGCAGAUGUGAUUCUUCUUGUCACCUGUUCUGUGAGGGAGAAGGCAGAGCAGGCCAUCUGGAAGCGUCUGCAGCACCUCAAGGCGCUGAAGGGCCGGCGGCGCCAGGCUCGUGCUCCGCUGCGCGUCGGGAUCCUGGGAUGCAUGGCCGAGAGGCUUAAGGAGGAGAUUCUGCACAGGGAGAAGCUGGUCGAUGUCGUGGCAGGCCCUGAUGCCUACCGUGACCUUCCCCGGCUGCUGGCAGUGGCAGAGUCUGGCCAGCAAGCUGCCAAUGUCCUGCUGUCCCUAGAUGAGACCUAUGCUGACAUUCUGCCUGUCCAGACUAGUGCAGGUGGCACAACAGCAUUUGUGUCCAUCAUGCGGGGCUGCGACAACAUGUGCAGUUACUGCAUCGUGCCCUUCACCCGAGGCCGGGAAAGGAGCCGCCCCAUCGCCUCCAUCCUGCGGGAGGUGAAGAUGCUCUCGGAUCAGGGAGUGAAAGAAGUGACCCUCUUGGGUCAGAAUGUCAACAGCUUUCGAGACCUGUCUGAGGUGCAGUUUCAGUCAGUGGCUGCCCCGGGCCUCAGCCGUGGCUUUAGCACAGUCUACAAAGCCAAACCAGGAGGUUUGCGCUUCUCGCACCUGCUGGACCAGGUCUCUAGGAUUGAUCCAGAAAUGAGGAUCCGUUUCACCUCCCCACACCCCAAGGAUUUUCCUGAUGAGGUUCUGCAGCUCAUCCAGGAGCGACACAACAUCUGCAAACAGCUGCACCUCCCAGCCCAGAGUGGGAGCACACGAGUCCUGGAGGCCAUGCGGCGAGGAUACACAAGAGAAGCGUAUUUAGAGCUCGUGCACCACGUGCGUGACUCUAUUCCAGGGGUGAGCUUGAGCAGUGAUUUCAUUGCUGGGUUCUGUGGAGAGACAGAGGAGGAUCACCUGCAGACGGUGUCCUUGCUGCGGGAAGUCCGCUACAACGUCGGCUUCCUGUUUGCCUACAGCAUGAGACAGAAGACGCGGGCGCAUCACCGGCUGCAGGACGAUGUCCCCACGGAUGUGAAGAAGCGGCGGCUGGAGCAGCUCAUUGCCACCUUCCGGGAGGAGGCUGCCAGGGCCAACGCAGCACUGGUGGGACAGGCCCAGCUGGUGCUGGUGGAAGGGCCCAGCAAACGCUCUGCCUCGGAGCUGUGUGGGAGGAACGACGGCAACAUCAAGGUGAUCUUCCCCGAUGCUGAGCUGGAGGAUGCUGCCGAGUGUGGGGCUCCAGGCAGAGCCCAGCCUGGGGACUACGUGAUGGUGAAGGUAACCUCUGCCAGCUCGCAGACCCUGCGGGGAGUUCCGCUCUGCCGGACCACCCUGUCCCGUGCUGCUGCUUCUCACUGAGGGAUCCCUGCUGCCCUGGAUGGAAGCAGCACAUGUUCUCCAUGAAGAAACAAGGAAGUGUGGUUACGUGGAGAGAUAUGGUAGAACCAGGGAGAUAUAUAUAUGUAUAUUAAAAUUUAUUUAUGAAAUAAUAAAAUACAUAUAUAUUUCUG
Messenger RNA from Motacilla alba alba, 1961 nucleotides. It is a transcript of the gene CDK5RAP1, whose product is annotated as CDK5 regulatory subunit associated protein 1. The record is from RefSeq and is a predicted model, not a curated record. Gene Ontology annotation, cellular component: cytosol; mitochondrion. Lineage: Eukaryota; Metazoa; Chordata; Aves; Passeriformes; Motacillidae. Gene Ontology annotation, biological process: negative regulation of cyclin-dependent protein serine/threonine kinase activity; tRNA modification. Gene Ontology annotation, molecular function: tRNA-2-methylthio-N(6)-dimethylallyladenosine(37) synthase activity; 4 iron, 4 sulfur cluster binding. Bases 109 to 1809 code for a protein of 566 amino acids. The transcript has 13 exons.